AUGAUUUGUUCGAGCUGCCAGAUUUGUACACAAACGAUCAUGGCAUGUCGUCAUCUGUCCAGACGUCUUUCCUUGUGUGUUCGCAUUUCAAGCCGGUGGGCCUGUUCCUCCCUGAACAAACUACUUCAACAAAAUUCAAUAGGCCAUCAAAAUCCAAGCUUUGUACCUGCUAUCACAUGGAACCAAUUGAGUAAAAGACUUUAUUCUUCAACGGCAUCUACUUGUUUUAAUAUUCAAGAUGAAGAUGAUUUCCAGAAAAGAGUCAUUGAAAGCUCCACACCUGUCAUUGUUGAUUUCCAUGCUACAUGGUGUGGGCCUUGCAAAUUACUGACUCCUCGUCUUGAGAAGAUUGUUGAUAACCAAAAGGGUGAUGUGGUUCUGGCUAAAGUAGAUGUAGAUGACAACACGGAAAUAGCUAUGCAAUAUGGAGUUCAGUCAGUUCCAACAGUGAUUGCUGUUUCAAAAGGAAAAAAGGUUGAUCAGUUUAUUGGCCUUCAACCAGAUGAUAUGAUUGAAUCUUUUGUAGAAAAACUGAAGCUUUAA
Molecule: messenger RNA, 543 nt
Organism: Acanthosepion pharaonis
Lineage: Eukaryota; Metazoa; Mollusca; Cephalopoda; Sepiida; Sepiidae
Source: the annotation of a GenBank genome assembly